This is a messenger RNA of Drosophila takahashii, 1345 nucleotides long. It is a transcript of the gene Vps36, whose product is annotated as vacuolar protein sorting 36. Gene Ontology annotation, cellular component: late endosome membrane; ESCRT II complex. Gene Ontology annotation, molecular function: phosphatidylinositol-3-phosphate binding; ubiquitin binding. NCBI's taxonomy places the organism in Eukaryota, Metazoa, Arthropoda, Insecta, Diptera, Drosophilidae. Gene Ontology annotation, biological process: protein transport to vacuole involved in ubiquitin-dependent protein catabolic process via the multivesicular body sorting pathway. The record is from RefSeq and is a predicted model, not a curated record.
CGAAGCAGGUCAUCUCGAACCAAUGUCACAACAACAAAAAUAAAAUAAUAGAAUAGCCGAAAUAUGAAUCGCUUCGCCUACGUUGAGGCCCGUUUGAGUUCCAAUGAAACCUUCGUCAGCCGCGACAACAAGGUGAAAAUCUACGAUGGUGACCAAAAGACCGAAUUCGAAGAGGGCGAAAUAGUGCUCACAACCCACCGCCUCUUUUGGGGACGUCCUGGAGAAAUUGCCCGGGCUGCCGUCACCCUUUGCCUGCCACUCAGCUAUGUGAUAUCGCUAAGCGAGGAGACGACUGCCUCUAAUUUCUUUGGCCGCAAGACCCGGAUAAUCAUGCACCUCCGUCCGCCAGCGCCGGAUAAGGCACCUGGUCCACUGGACACCAGUCGCGCCACGCACAUCAAGUUGUCGGGCAAAAAUGGCCUGAGCGUUGAGUUUCACAGUGCCCUGCGGAAAACGCUGAAUGCCCGCGUCUGGGAGAUCCUCCUGACCAGCGAGACCACCGUCAACCGACUCGCGAGCAGUCCAACAUCGGAGGCUGUCAACGAUCGACUGGCCCGCAUCCAGAAAAGGACGGGCAUCGGCGGCAUUGAACGGCAUCUGGAGGCCAAGGCCAAGGCCACCGAUGAGAACAUAGCUCUGGCCUUUCAAGAUCUCAGCGUGUUGAUGGCCAUGGCCAAGGACAUGGUGGGUGUGUCCAAGACGAUCAGCAGCAAGAUACGCGAGCAGAAGGGCGAGAUAUCCGACGAUGAGACGGUGCGUUUCAAAUCCUACCUCAUGAGCCUGGGCAUCGAUGAUCCCGUGACAAGGGACAACUUUACCAGCAAUUCGGCUUACUUUAGCAGUUUAGCCCGUCAGAUCUGCGAGAUGCUGCUAGAUCCGAUUGAGGAGCAAGGAGGCAUGAUGUCCCUGGCCGACGUCUACUGCCGAGUGAAUCGUGCCCGUGGCUUGGAACUGCUUUCCCCUGAAGAUUUACUGCACGCCUGCGAGCAGCUCAGUGGUCCCAUACGCCUGCGCAGCUUUCCCAGUGGCGCCAGGGUGCUACAAUUGGAGUCCCAUGAUGAUGGCCUCAUAGCCGUAGACACGCUGGAGAAGGUGGAGGCUGCCGAAUCGCUGGCUGUGGAGGAACUGGCCAAGCAACUGGGCAUCUCCCUGCUGCUGGCCAAGGAGCGUUUGCUGGUGGCCGAGCGUUUGGGCAAACUGUGUCGCGAUGAGUCGGUGGAGGGGCUACGAUUCUAUCCCAAUCUGCUGCUGAAUCGGGAAUAAUUUAACUGUGAAUGUACUUGUUACUAGAUAUGCUUAACAAUUAUUACUUUUAUGUAAAAAAGUAUUGUUUUUUUGACUAUUA